UCAGCUAAAGGUGAGGAGCAUGGGACAGAAAGGCCCAGAGGCCCUGUGCUCCUUGGGGCAAAGCAGUGUCCUCCUUAAGACCUGGUGUCCACACUCAGCCCACAGACCCCCCAGGAGAGCGCCAGGAGUAGGAAAGCAGCUGUAGCCUGUGGCAUCCACAGAACGGAAGCCGCAGCUUCUCCCCCUUGCGUGGCUCCCAGAGAUCCUCAAUAAGGAACUGCUGUGCUGCACUGAAUGUUUGACGUUCCCGGAAUACAUUGUCCGGGGCUGGGACCACGUCUUCGCUGGGUUCCUGAUGACGGAAGACUGAGCCAACCGGGUCCCUGUUCUCAAGAAGUUCAGGGCUUAGUGCAGGGAACUAAAAAUGCAACGCGUUCAUUUAAUAAAUAUUUCCUCACUCUGUGCAAAGGUGAUGAAGGCGAGGUGCGAGGCGGCCCGGCGCCAGCGGGGCGGCUACGCGGACUGGUCUGUGAUGACCGAGUUGGAAGCGAGUCACCACCCACUCCUGCUACCCGCGGCUGACCAAGGGGCGGUCCGCUACUGAGGACACCCUCGCCCUCCCAGUUUCGCUGUUUUCCAGGCUGGACUUCGUACUUGAGACUACGGUGCUGGAAUUUACAGGCUUGGGCCACCCGGCUGGCUCCGAGAGGUUUGGUUGGCCAGCGCGGCCUCUUCCUGCUGUCAUCCGCCCUGCCAAUCGGCCGCCGGGGAGGGUGACGUGGGCCCGGCCAGCCGAGCGGCGUCAGGGCGGCCAUGGAGGAAGAGCAGCCCGACAGCCUGGAGGGCUGGGUGCCGCUGCGCCGGGACCUGUUCGCGGCGCCCCAGCGGCGGCGCCUGCGCUUCCUGGUGGCUUGGAACGCGGCGGAGCGCCAGUUCGCGGUGACCUGCCAUGACCGCUCGGCCACCGGCCGCGCGCCGGCCUGGGCCGAGGUGCUGUCGGCCGCGGGGCUGCGCGGCGCGCACCAGCAGCUGGUGGCGCUGGCCCCGGGCCUGGAGCGCCUCUUCCCGGCGCUGCCGCCCGAGCUGGCCGAGCCGCGCGGCCUGGGGAACGCGCUGUGGGCGCUCGUGUGGGGGGCGCGGCCUGCGGGCCCCGACGAGGCGGCGCUGCAGGAGCUGUGCGCGGGGCUGGAGCGCUACCUGGACGCGGCGGCCGACAUCUGCGGCGGGGACACCGUGCGCGACGCGCUCUUCCCGCGACCUCUCGCGGGGGAAGACAGCGAGACCCUGGACGCCUUCCGGAGGAGCCAGCUGCGCGCGGACAAGGAGAAGAGCGGCGAGCAACUGAGGCAGAUUCUUCAAGGACAUGGAAAAACCAAUACAAUGGUAGCAUUAAUGGAACUUUAUGAAAAAGAAGAUGAAGUAUAUCGGGAAUUAGUUCUGGCAGCAACUAAGUUUUUCCAGUUUUUACUGACACCGCUUAGGAAUAAGCGAGAACAUGCAACUUCAAGAAGGCUUAAUAUUUUGAAAUCACUGGAUAAUGAUAAUUUGGGUCCUCAGAGAGUGGCUACCCUGCAGAUGGAAGCCCAAAUGUGGGCCAGCGAAGCCGAAGAAGCUGUUGCCACUAUUCAAGAUACCACUGUGGAUUACUUUAAGGAGACAGUUAAGGCAUUAACAGAAAUGCAGAAACAAAUGGAAGCGGACAGCAAGAGAUUUGGCCAGGCUGCCUGGGCCAGCGCCACCCCCAGGUUAGAGAACCUCAAGCUCAUGGUUGCCAAAGAGACCCUGCAACUCAUGCGAGCCAAAGAGUUGUGUUUAAACCACAAAAAAGCUGCCAUCGAGAGAAAGAUGGAAGAUCUUCCAGGACAAGACAAAAAAAAUAUAUGUAUCAUAGAUGAAUUAGAAAUACAGUGUUAUGAAAUUCAAUUGGAAAUAUAUGAGAUUAAGUUUGAGAUAUUAAAAAAUGAAGAAAUACUCCUUAUUACAAAGUUGGAUUCUGUGAAAAGACUUAUAAAAGAGAAGCAGGAUGAAGUUGUCUAUUACGAUACAUGUGAAAGUCCAGAAGAAAUUCAGGGCCUUAGCUGUCAUGUGGCGGCGCAGGACGUUGAGAUUGCGGAGAUGAGAGCGCUCAGCCUGCGGCGCAGGCAGCUGGAGAAGAAGCGCGGCAAAAUCAGCGCCAAGAGAGCCCAGCUCAGGAACAAAACGGAUCAAUGCAAAGCAAAUCAUCACCUCCGAUUGCAACAGGCUGAAAAAAGUGUCCGACAUUUGCACGAGCACCACAGCAUUCAGAUGAAGCGAGACAAAAUAAAAGAAGAGGAACAGAAGAAAAAAGAAUGGGUAAACCAGGAACGCCAGAAAACCCUCCGGCGAUUAAGAGCCUAUAAGGAGAAGUGUCCAGCUCCAUCUGUAGUACCAACGUCUCCCUCGGAGCCCACGGCCCCAGGCCUGCCAGGUGACCUUGCCCCGCAGCUGCCCUCGCCCACUGCUCAGCCAGGCACAGCAGCUCGUCCGCGCUCCUGGAAAACCAGACGCGCCCCUCCCUUGGGUGAAGUGAGUGAUAUGAAAACCCCCGAGUAUCAAAACUGGCCCCCCGGAAACACCGCUCUCCCAGCUGGUCACCAGUCACACUUCAGAUCCAGUGAGGAGCUGUCGCCACCACCACAGCCACUGCCUCCGCCACCACCACCUCCACCGCCGCCACCUCUUCCUGCUCUGUCCCCCAGAUCCCAAACUGACACUCAUCGGAACCCAGGCCCCAGGGCCUCAGUGGACGAUGACCAGCCACGUUCUCUGAUGUGUGUAUCACCUCCUGAAGGUCUGCAUGGCUUCCUGGAAACUGUUCCAAGCCCAGGAUCCAUGGAUGAAGUGCUAGCCUCGUUAAGACAUGACAGAACUCGUCUCCAGAAAACAGAAAACAGAAGUGCUCUGUCCCCUUCCCGUGCGUCAGUCAAUGAGGACAUUCUGAUGGCCAUCAGGCAAGGAGUCAAGCUGAAGAAAGUGCCCCAGAACCCGGGCUCGGGUCCCAGCACCCGACCAGCCAGUGACUUGGAGAGAAGCAUCAAGGCAGCUCUGCAGAGAAUUAAGCAAGUGUCUGCCGACUCGGAGGAGGACAGUGAUGAGCAGAACCAUGACCAGUGGAACCAUUAGAGUCUUCUCCAUGUGAGACCAAGGUAGACAGGUCACACAUUGCCCCAAAAGAUCAGCCAGGCUUUGGGUAAGCAUUGCAGCUUUGAUAUGAUGUCAUGGCUCUCAGGAAGCAGAGCUGUGGUGACUGUCUCACACCCAGCCUGGUGCGGAUGAAAUCCAGUGAGUGUCGCCGGCCACGGCAACAGUGCUCACGUCUCACCUAGGUUACAGGAUCACCCUCGGAUGCAGGGUUUACAUGGCCCCUGUGGACAGCACUGUUAGACUGACUGUGCUCUCCUGUGCGCAUGCCACAGAGUUCCUCAGAUUUAAGGGUCUGAAUGUGAAUUUUUAUUUCAGCAACAAUCAGAACAAACUGCUUAUAUUCAGGAAUUAUUUUAAAUAUUUAAAUGAAACUUAUUUUAUGUAUCAAGCACUAUGUAAAUUCAUAAUAAAGAACUAUUUUCUAUCA
Molecule: messenger RNA, 3532 nt
Organism: Cavia porcellus (domestic guinea pig)
Lineage: Eukaryota; Metazoa; Chordata; Mammalia; Rodentia; Caviidae
Gene: Whamm
Product: WASP homolog associated with actin, golgi membranes and microtubules
Exons: 10
Coding region: 754-3084 (776 amino acids)
Biological process (GO): endoplasmic reticulum to Golgi vesicle-mediated transport; Arp2/3 complex-mediated actin nucleation
Cellular component (GO): cytoplasm; endoplasmic reticulum-Golgi intermediate compartment membrane
Molecular function (GO): actin binding; Arp2/3 complex binding
Source: RefSeq, a predicted model, not a curated record